ACAACCUCUUCCAUUUCUCCUUCAUAUCAAACCAUUCUUCUCCUCAUAUCUCCUCUUACUACAAUUCCAUCUACAUAUCUUCUUAUUUCUGCUUUAAAUAAUCAGCAAAACUUAAUUUCUAGCCUUAUAAAUUUGUUAACUUGAUCAACUCUGAUUUUUCCCCCUGUUUUAUUUCCUCCGUAUUCAGUUUUAACACUAUGUCAACAAGUGUGUGCCAAGGGAUGCAAUCACAGUUUGAUCCGUGGCUCGCCGAGCCUCGGAUCAUCGGGUUCAAAUUAUCUCAGCCAGCACCCAAGAUUUCACUGUCUACUGUGAGUUUUCCUAGGUCUCCAAGGUCAGACAACUCACAUACCCAACAACAAACUUCCCACAAGACUGACAUUUGUAGUGAAAUAAUCAACCCAAAGAAGACCUCAAGAAAUGGUGAUUUGGGUGGUUGGAGUUUCUUGCAAGCUCUUACAAACCCAACUCAUAUUUCCGAAACUGCGAAAGAGGGAGACAAGGAUAAGGAGAAAGAGAAAGAGUAUGUUCAUCCUCUUGUCAAAAAAUCAGCUUCAGUUUUGAGUGAGAAAAGCUUGGAGAUGUGUACUGAAAGCCUAGGGAGUGAAACUGGCAGCAUUAUCAGUGAUAGUGGGGAUGAACUAAUCUCUUCAUCUUUUGUAUCCGAAUUUGAAAAAUCUCCUAGAAUGUCUUGUGUUACUAUGAUCAAAGAGAGGUCGACGAGCAGCAAUAGCUUCCCACCACCAAUAAGUACCUUUAGGAGUGGUUGUUCGGGUGGAUUUCAAGUUGAAUCUCAACGGCAAGAUGGGAGGUUAGUUAUAAAGGCAGUUAGUGUUGGCACCAGUCAGAGUUGUUUCAAGGCUGAGAGGACUAAUGGAAGGCUUACGCUUCGUUUCCUAGAAAACUCGUGUGAGGUUGAAGAUGAAUGCAACCGAGAAUAUUCCCAAGGAGAUGAAUUCUAUGAUGGUAACGACAACAAUGAAGGCGAUGCCAAUGAUGAUGAGUAUGUAGUUAAUGAUGGACAGUUAUAUAAUGAGAUGGAAGGAAGUAGUGGAAAUGUUGUAGAUGAAGUUGAAUCAAGUAAUUUUAGUAGAAGAAGCCGGUGUAAUGAAGAACGAGCAGCUAGGAGGUGCAAAGAAUUGCAAAAUUGGGAGCCAUUUUGGGUUGCUAGCUCUUGAUCAAAUUUAUAGUUUGAUUCUCAAGCUAGUGUGCAUUUUUAAGAACACCUUACUCUUUGUUAUUUUCUUCCACCUAUACAGUUGAGUUGAUUAUAUUAAUAUGUCGAACGAGGGAACGAGUUUGACCCCCCUAGCUAUCGUUUAGAUAAGUGGAAGUUUAUAAUGGUGAUUUGAUUAGGCCUUCAUUGAUCAGAUGUUAGUUUCAAAAUUGAUGAUUGAGAUGAUUGCAUUUAAAAUGAGGCAACUUGAUGAAGUAUAUGCCUUUUACGUAGUAUUUUAAUAAUCUUUCCUGCAAUUAA
Molecule: messenger RNA, 1477 nt
Organism: Chenopodium quinoa (quinoa)
Lineage: Eukaryota; Viridiplantae; Streptophyta; Magnoliopsida; Caryophyllales; Amaranthaceae
Product: protein FANTASTIC FOUR 1-like
Exons: 1
Coding region: 198-1178 (326 amino acids)
Source: RefSeq, a predicted model, not a curated record